Messenger RNA from Bombina bombina (fire-bellied toad), 4650 nucleotides. It is a transcript of the gene NOS1, whose product is annotated as nitric oxide synthase 1. Gene Ontology annotation, biological process: nitric oxide biosynthetic process. The record is from RefSeq and is a predicted model, not a curated record. NCBI's taxonomy places the organism in Eukaryota, Metazoa, Chordata, Amphibia, Anura, Bombinatoridae. The transcript has 29 exons. Gene Ontology annotation, molecular function: heme binding; flavin adenine dinucleotide binding; NADP binding. Bases 376 to 4650 code for a protein of 1424 amino acids.
GAUACCUGAUAAACAGGAAAAUAUUGAUACAGAUGAAGGAACCAUUAUCAGAAGAUAAAUCAGAUUUCUGAGAAGAGACUUUGCAUUUAUUUCUGCUUAAUGCUACCUGGCAAACCUACAUUUUUAUUCUCUUGAAAUCACAGCUUGCACAGCACGCGUUCUGAAAAGAGGAGGAAAGUAUGAGACAGAUCAAGUCAAGUUAAGAUCUGCAGAAAUACAGUGGCAAUCUUUAAACUGGAAGAAGAUCUCAUUAAGCAGCAAAGGAAUUUACCUACCCUACAACUUUAAUUUUAGAUUGCUCUGGUUAUUCUUAGAUAAGAACAUUUAUUUUACCUUUCCGUGUCUACUCAGCCCCCACAGACUGUAAAGAGCCCUAUGAUGGAAGAAUUUGAAUUUAGUGUGAAACAACUGCAGCCAAAUGUCAUAUCUGUUCGCCUAUACAAACGUAAAGUGGGUGGCCUGGGUUUCUUAGUUAAACAAAGAAGAAAUAAACCCCCUGUCAUCAUCUCUGAUUUAAUCCGGGGUGGUGCAGCAGAGCAGAGUGGGUUGGUACAGGUAGGUGACAUUAUAUUGGCUGUAAAUGAUAGGCCACUUGUAGAUGCCAGCUAUGAAAAUGCCCUGGAAACUCUACGUAGUAUUGCUUCGGAGACCUUUGUUGUGCUCAUUCUUAGGGGUCCUGAGGGUUUCACAACCCACUUGGAGACCACCUUUACUGGAGAUGGAACUCCCAAGACUAUCAGAGUCACAAGGCCCCUGUGUCCCAAAUCCAAGUCAACUGACCUGUCCAGUCAGAGUCUUUAUAGCAAAGACCAGAAUAAUAUGGUGGACAGUGCUACAAGCUCUGCUGGUUCUUCUUGGCAGGAAGUUCACCAGCUACUUCACUUAAAUGGACUUGAGGGAGUAAAAGGGGAUGACAUCAGUAUCAGUCCAUGCUUUAAUGGGGGAACAGAGAACAAUGAGAUCCUGAAAGAGAUUGAACCUGUCGUAAGUGUCCUAAAGAAUACAAAAAAAGAGCUUAAUGGAGAUGACCAUUGUGAUGUGGAGCGGAAGGAUGUAGAAGUCCAGGUGGAAAGGGACUUAAAUGAUCAAUCAAUGCAACCUGAACCUCAAAGCAUGGAGAACAAUCAACCAUAUAAUGAUUUAUGGAGAAACAACAACAUGCCUGUAGUUUUAAAUAAUCCUUACCGGGAAUGUGAUCAGGUCUCAUCCUCUGGGAGACAGUCUCCAUCAAAGAAUGCAGUGAAUGGAAGUCCUUCCAAGUGUCCUCGUUAUAUGAAAAUACGGAACUGGGAAACAAAUUCUAUGCUACAUGACACACUACAUGUCAAGGCUUCUAUGCCAACGCCAUGUUCACCACACAUUUGUAUGGGUGCUGUUAUGACUCCCCCACAGCAUGUCCGCAAACCAGAAGAUAUUCGGACAAAGGAGCAACUGCUUUCUCUUGCUAAGGAAUUCAUUGACCAGUAUUACUCUUCAAUUAAAAGGUUUGGUUCCAAAGCUCACCUAGAACGACUAGAAGAAGUAACCAAGGAGAUUGAAGAAACUGAUACCUACCAGCUGAGAGACACUGAACUUAUAUAUGGGGCUAAGCAUGCCUGGCGCAAUGCAUCUCGCUGUGUUGGCAGGAUCCAGUGGUCUAAACUUCAGGUGUUUGAUGCUCGGGACUGUACUACUGCUCAUGGGAUGUACAAUUACAUCUGUAACCACAUAAAAUAUGCCACAAACAAAGGCAACCUCAGAUCAGCGAUAACAAUAUUCCCCCAGAGAACUGAUGGGAAACAUGACUUCAGGAUUUGGAAUGCUCAGCUAAUUCGCUAUGCAGGAUACAAGCAGCCUGAUGGUUCGGUUCUGGGAGACCCCGCCAAUGUGGAAUUAACAGAGAUUUGCAUUCAGCAAGGCUGGAAAGCCCCUUAUGGACGUUUUGACAUCCUCCCUCUUGUUCUUCAAGCAGAUGGCAAUGACCCAGAAUUGUUUGAGAUUCCCCCAGAGAUGAUCAUGGAAGUUCAAAUCAGGCACCCCAAACUAGAAUGGUUUAAGGAUCUAGGACUGAAGUGGUACGGGCUACCUGCUGUAGCAAGCAUGCUUUUGGAAAUUGGAGGUGUAGAGUUCACUGCAUGCCCCUUCAGUGGAUGGUACAUGGGAACUGAAAUUGGUGUUCGAGAUUACUGUGACAACUCUCGCUAUAACAUACUGGAGGAAGUGGCAAACAGAAUGAAUCUAGACACACGCAAAAUGUCUUCACUAUGGAAGGACCAAGCCCUGGUUGAGAUUAAUAUUGCUGUUCUUUACAGUUUCCAGAGUGAUAAAGUGACAAUAGUGGAUCAUCACUCUGCUACAGAAUCCUUCAUCAAGCACAUGGAAAAUGAAUACCGAUGUCGAGGAGGCUGCCCGGCUGAUUGGGUCUGGAUUGUACCGCCAAUGUCUGGGAGUAUUACUCCAGUAUUCCAUCAGGAAAUGUUAAAUUAUCGCCUUACGCCUUCAUUUGAGUAUCAGCCUGACCCUUGGAAUACGCAUAUAUGGAAAGGAGCUAAUGGGACACCCACAAAGAAACGAGCUAUCGGCUUUAAAAAGUUGGCCAAGGCAGUAAAGUUUUCUGCUAAGUUAAUGGGGCAAGCUAUGGCAAAGAGAGUAAAAGCUACAAUCCUCUAUGCGACAGAGACCGGGAAAUCACAAGUCUAUGCAAAAACAUUAUGUGAAAUUUUCAAGCACGCCUUUGAUGCCAAGGUUACGUCACUGGAUGAAUAUGACAUUGUCCAUUUAGAGCAUGAGACGCUUGUCUUAGUGGUUACCAGCACCUUUGGAAAUGGUGACCCACCAGAAAAUGGAGAGAAAUUUGGCUGUGCUUUGAUGGAGAUGAGGCAUCCAAACUCUAACCUGGAAGAGAGGACGAGCUACAAAGUUCGCUUCAACAGUGUUUCUUCAUCUGCUGACGCUCGGAAAUCAUCUGGUGAUGAGACAAGACCCAGAGAUAAUUUUGGAAGUGCAGGUCCUUUGGCUAAUGUUAGAUUCUCAGCCUUUGGUCUUGGCUCACGAGCAUAUCCCCAUUUCUGUGCCUUUGCCCGUGCUGUGGAUACUUUACUGGAAGAAUUGGGAGGUGAACGUAUCAUGAAGAUGGGAGAAGGGGAUGAACUUUGUGGACAAGAAGAAUCUUUUAGAACUUGGGCCAAAAAAGUAUUUAAGGCUGCAUGUGACGUUUUUUGUGUAGGAGAUGACGUGAAUAUUGAAAAAGCAAACAACUCACUGAUCAGCAAUGAUCGAAGCUGGAAGAGGAGCAAAUACCGAAUAAGUUUUGUGGCUGAGGCACCAGAACUUUGUCAAGCUCUAUACAGCAUUCACAAAAAGAAAGUGUACGGAGCACGUAUGUUGUGUCGCCAGAACUUGCAAAGCUCAAAAUCCAGUCGAUCUACCAUAUUCCUUCGACUUCACACCAAUGGUCACCAAGAACUAAGGUAUAAACCAGGUGACCACUUAGGAGUGUUUCCUGGCAACCAUGAAGAUCUAGUCAAUGCUUUGAUUGAGAGGUUGGAAGAUGCUUUUCCAGUCAACCAGCUGGUCAGAGUCGAAAUGCUGGAGGAAAGAAAUACUGCCUUAGGUGUGAUCAGCAACUGGACAGAGGAAGAGAGGAUCCCACCAUGCACCAUCUUCCAAGCCUUUAAAUAUUUCCUAGAUAUCACAACUCCUCCCACCCCAAUACUAAUGCAGCAAUUUGCACUACUUGCUACUGAUGAGAAGGAAAAGAAACGUCUGGAGAUACUGAGCAAGGGCUUGCAAGAGUAUGAAGAAUGGAAAUGGUAUAAGAACCCAACUAUUGUAGAAGUGUUGGAAGAGUUUCCCUCCAUGGAGGUGCCGUCAUCAUUGCUGCUUACUCAGUUACCAUUGUUGCAGCCUCGUUACUACUCCAUCAGCUCCUCUCCAGACAUGUAUCCUGAUGAGGUUCACCUUACUGUUGCUGUAGUUACCUACAGUACAAGAGAUGGUAAUGGGCCAGUACAUCACGGGGUCUGCUCCGCUUGGCUUAACAGAAUACAGACAGAUGAAAUUGUGCCAUGUUUUGUGAGAGGAGCUCCAAAUUUCCAGAUGCCUGAGGAUCCUCACGUUCCCUGUAUCCUGAUUGGACCAGGAACUGGCAUUGCCCCAUUCAGAAGCUUUUGGCAGCAACGUCUAUUUGAAAUGCAGCACAAAGGACUUAAGCCUUGUCCUAUGAUACUGGUAUUUGGGUGCAGAGAGUCCAAAAUUGACCACAUCUACAAAGAAGAAGCCUUGCUUGCCAAAAGCAAAGGAGUGUUUAAAGAACUGUUUACUGCAUAUUCCCGGGAGCCAAACAAACCAAAGAAAUAUGUCCAAGACGUACUGCAAGAAAAGCUGUCUGAAGUGACUUACAAGGCCCUGAAGGAACAAGGAGGGCAUAUAUAUGUAUGUGGAGAUGUUACUAUGGCUGGUGAUGUCCUGAAGAGUCUCCAGCAUAUUGUGAAACAACAUGGGAACCUAACUCCUGAAGAGGCCGGAGUCUUUGUCAGCAAGCUGAGAGAUGACAACAGAUACCAUGAAGAUAUUUUUGGAGUCACACUCCGGACAUACGAAGUCACAAAUCGUCUCAGAUCUGAAUCUAUUGCUUUUAUUGAAGAAAGCAAAAAGGACUCUGAUGAGUAA